Messenger RNA from Parus major (Great Tit), 2396 nucleotides. RefSeq names its product adenylate kinase 8 (gene AK8). NCBI's taxonomy places the organism in Eukaryota, Metazoa, Chordata, Aves, Passeriformes, Paridae. Gene Ontology annotation, biological process: nucleoside triphosphate biosynthetic process. Gene Ontology annotation, cellular component: cytoplasm. The transcript is spliced from 12 exons. Bases 20 to 1381 code for a protein of 453 amino acids. The record is from RefSeq and is a predicted model, not a curated record. Gene Ontology annotation, molecular function: nucleoside diphosphate kinase activity; AMP kinase activity; ATP binding.
UCCUAUUUAUUUCCAGAACAUGCUUGAAGAGCUAUUAAUUCAUAAGCCAGAUGAUCCCAUUGAGUUCAUGAUAAACCACUUAAAGCAAAACAACGAUGAUGCUCCAAGAAUUUGUGUCCUUGGUCCACCUGCUUCUGGGAAAACUACAGUUGCAAUGUGGCUUUGUAAACAUUUCAAUGCCAUACGUGUCUCUCAUGAGACUUUGUUAUUCAAGGAAGUACUAAUGCAGACAGAGGAAGCAAAGGCAUAUAAAGAAAGAAACCAGAAAAUUCCCAACGCGCUUUGGGCCAAUCUGAUCCAGGAACGUCUGUCAAACGUGGACUGCAUCAAACAAGGAUGGAUUUUGGAAGGCUUCCCUGAAAAUCAGGAGCAGGCAUGGAUGCUGCAAUCAUCUGGCAUUUUUCCUAGGCAUGUUGUUAUGCUCUAUGCCCCAGACACUGUGCUGAUUGAGAGGAGUGGUGGGAAAAGGCUUGAUCCUCUCACACAAGAGGUUUUCCACACAACCUUUGACUGGCCAAGUGACCCCCUGGUACAGCAGAGGUUGGUGGAACCAGAAGAUCUCUCUGAGCAGGAGGUGUCCAAGAAGCUGCUGGAAUAUCACAGAAACUUCCCAGAGAUUUUCCACAUCUACCAGAAAGUUCUGAAAUCCAUCAAUGCAGACCAGCCCUCCGUGGAUGUUCUCUCACAGGUUCUUGCCUUUGUCCAAACCCGGCACCGAUCUGCUGCCCCCUUUACACCCCGGAUUCUCUUUUUUGGCCCCCCAGGCAGUGGGAAGAGCCUGCAGGCAGCACUAAUAGCUCAGAAAUAUGAUGUUGUCAACAUUUGCUGUGGGCAACUGCUAAAGGAAGCUGUUGCAGACAACACAAAACUUGGAGAACUCGUUAAGCCUUACAUUGACAGUGGAUGCCCAGUGCCAGACAACCUUGUCCUGAAGCUGCUGACAGAACGCCUGAACGCCCUCGACUGUCUGACCAAUGGCUGGGUGCUCUCUGGCUUCCCCAGGGAUGUCAAGCAGGGAGAGCAGCUGCAGAAAGCACAGAUGAAUCCCAACAGGGUGUUCUUCUUUAAUCUCCCCUACGAGUCCAUCAUGGAGCGCCUGUCCCAGCGGAGGACGGAUCCCGUCACGGGGGAGAGAUACCACAGUACAUUCAGACCAGCUCCCACUCCAGAGAUCCAGGCCCGCCUCAGGCAGAACCCCAAAGACAAGGAAGAAAAUAUUGAGAAGCGCCUGGACAUUUAUUACAGCAACAUCAAGGGCCUGGAGCAUUUUUACCAAGAUGCCUUUUAUGUCAAUGCUGACCAAGACCCUUAUGUUAUCUUUGAGUUCAUAGAAAGCUGUAUCAUUAAGCCUCUUCCAUGUAAAAACAUUAGAAGUUUAUAAUUAAAAGUGAUGAUUUGUGGAAGAGUUGAUUUAAAAUUUUUGCCUGUAAUAUGUGGAGAAAUGAAAAAUGUACAGGCCAAAUUUCCUUCUUGCUCCUGUGGAGUAACUUCGGGUGGAAAGACCCUGGUUGCCCAGGUCACAAUGGGGAUAUUGUGUUAUUUUGUGAGAAUUUAAAGGCAGAAUUUUCAAUACUUUUGGGAGGGGAGGGGUGUUGAUGAAUGGGAAUUGGAUUUUCUAGCCUUGAGGGAAGCUCUGAAAGUUUUAGAAAAAGUAUCUUUGAAAUCUAAGAAAGCCAAAUCCAAGCAGUCUUGAGUCUCUGGUGCCUCUUGAGCUGAGAAAUUCCAGCCUGUAGGAGCAGGCAGAGGCAGAGUCUGUUCCCAGACACAGGGCCCAGCCACAAACCCUUGUGUUCAGCUGGGCAAGGACAUCUUUAAGAGCCCUGCCUGUUACAAAUGUGCUGGUUGGUGACUGCUUGGGCAGCUGGGUUUUCUGCCAUUGCUAUGAAGAUGUGCUGCAGCAUUCAUGCAUAAUUGGGAGCCCUUCUAUUAAUAAUACAUGGGAAGCUCAUCUUGCUAAUAUCACCUUCAUCUCAGCAUUCCUACUAAAUAUUUUGAUAGAUGAAAUGGGUAGAAAGUGUAUUUAAAUACUGUUUGUACUGCAGCUAGGGUACAAAAGGGACAGUGCAUCUUUAAUUAGACAGGUACAUCUGCUUAAUUAAUUUAGCUGUAAAGCCCUUUUUCCUCUUCAUUCUUUCAUCUAUAUGCGGAUGCUAUAUUAGUUCCGCUCCGCUGGUUCCAUAGAAACUGAGAAAAAGAGCUCAGUCUCAUUGAGAUGCACUUGGCAUGUCUGGGUAGGAGUCUCAGGUCAGUGGUCAACCCCCAAGGGUUUGCAGCAGGCCUGAAGUGCAGAACGUCAGGGUUAGCAGAACAUGCUAAUACUCAUGUAGAACUCUCCCUCAGAAACAACUAAAACAAUUGACAUUCAUUUAAUUACUGUAAACGAAACAGCCCCUGCA